CCAUCGUGUUCGAAGUAGAGCGUUCCGUCCGUCAAGUUGUUGACCAUCUCAAUAAGCUCGGUGAUCCUUCCACAGGAUUGUCCCACUUGCAAGUUGCCAAACGAAAGGGCACCACCUGUGAAGCUGGUGACAGCGGACCCGACGGUAAGAGUUCCGAUCGACCUAUGUAGCCAUUUGGACAUAGUCGUCAGCGGCCGGUGGUAUUUCAACCAUCAGAAAGGCAUAUCAUGAGCGAGUACUACGACGCUGGCUUCGACGUCGACGCCUACUUGGCGUCUCGUCCUCGCUACCCCGCAUGCAUCUACGACCGUAUCCUCGGCUUCCAUGUCGGACGGACGGAGAGGCUGCUUGACCUCGGCUGCGGCCCAGGCCAAGCUUCCUGGCCCUUGCUCGACCACUUUGAAAAUACUUUGGGCCUCGACCCGGGAGAGAAGAUGGUGCAAUCGGCCCAGUCAGCACUAAAGGACCUCGAGCGCAAGAGGGCCAAGUCGUAUCAGGACCGGGUCCAGUAUCGGGUCGGGUCAGCUGAGAAGCUCGAGGGCGUCGAGGACGGGAGUGUCGACGUCGUCGUGGCGGGGACGGCGGCUCAUUGGUUUGAGUACGAGAAGAUGUGGCAGGAGGUCCAGAGGGUCACCAGAAAAGGGUCCACCGUAGCUUUUUGGACGUAUGACAUCGCCUACCCGAAGGAGCACGGUUCACUUGCAAAAAUCGUGUCUGACAGCGCCUACGUGGAUCUCAAGCCCUUACUCAACGAGCCGGGGAGUAGCAUCAUCAGGAGUCUCUAUCGCAAAGUGCCCCUGCCGGCGGACACCAAUGCGUGGGAAGAGUCAAGUCUGCAGACUUAUCCCGUCUCCGAAGACGACUUCGUUCCCGUCUUGCCCCCACAGAGGGGCAGAGAGGGAAAUUGGGAGCUUCUUUUUGAGGAUGUGACGACGUGGAAGGAGCUCGCGGCCGUACGAAGAACCAAUUCGAGCUACCUGAAUUGGUGCCGGCUCAACCCUGGUGUGCCCCAAGAGCAAGACAUUGCAAGCAUACAAGUUGGGGCGAUGCGAGCGGCGGUGCUCAAGGAACGCAAGGAACGGGGAAUUGGGUUAGAGGAAGGGCUCGACGAUGAACAUGUACGCAUGAUGAGGCCAAUGGGUCUGCUCCUGCUUAGGAGGCGCUAAUGAGAAUAAGAAUUCGGAAGGGCA
Molecule: messenger RNA, 1190 nt
Organism: Acaromyces ingoldii
Lineage: Eukaryota; Fungi; Basidiomycota; Exobasidiomycetes; Exobasidiales; Cryptobasidiaceae
Product: S-adenosyl-L-methionine-dependent methyltransferase
Exons: 4
Coding region: 228-1166 (312 amino acids)
Molecular function (GO): S-adenosylmethionine-dependent methyltransferase activity
Source: RefSeq, a predicted model, not a curated record